Messenger RNA from Paramuricea clavata, 3192 nucleotides. The record is from the annotation of a GenBank genome assembly. NCBI's taxonomy places the organism in Eukaryota, Metazoa, Cnidaria, Anthozoa, Malacalcyonacea, Plexauridae.
AUGGGCUUACGUGGUUUUCCGUCUUCACCCCCUUUUAGGACAACAGGAGAUGGAAACUGCCUGUACAAUGCUUGUUCCAUUGCAUUGUGUGGCAACGAGACCCUUGCACCUUACCUGCGUUGUCUUACAAGCAUUGAGCUUUUUGUAAAUUCUUUGUUUUAUGUAAAACACCCUAUCUUAGAGCAGCAGCAUAACAAAGGCGCAUUUUCUUGCAUUGCAAAUGCUUUUGCAAUGUGCCUGUCCGAUAUAGCUCUGGAUUCGCUUGCUAAGGACGAUCUUAGUAAAUCUGUUGUAACCGAAUCAUACAACAAUGCAUUGAAUCGCCAGUGGAGCUCGUUCCUUUGCCUUCUUGCAUUGUCAAGUGCAAUAAGCCUUCCAAUUGAGGCAUACUUUCCCAUCCCAACAACAAAUGAAAGCACCUCCGAAGAGAAGAAAGAUUCUUUGUCCACAAUGUUUAAUUGCACUAUUCAGCCACGAGUAAUAACUAAAUUGAAUUCUGAUGAGAGGAUUCACAUUUUUCGGUGUGCACUGAUGCCAAUAGAUUAUUCUGUGGUGAGUAAAAUUCCUGCACGUAAAAACCAUUACGUUGCCCUCUGUAAGCCAAAAGACAACAUCAGUGACCCAACCUGCAUUCAGAAGUUUUUUAUGAAGCCCGUUCUCUCCGGUAUUGACGCAAGUUCGACCGAAAUAAGGACGACCCCUUCAUAUGCUGGAAAAAUAUCACAGGCAUUGUCUGCUCCCCAACCCUCAUCUGGCCAUCAACCUUCAUCCGCUCCGCAACCUUUAUCUUCUGGUACACAAAAAGUUAAAAAAAAGCAAGCUGUUCUUGAUAAUUUAUUUCCGAAGAAAAGAAAAUUCGGCGAGCAAAGUGGUGAUGAAGAGGCUCAAAUUCAUAACCAACAACCGAAGAAACGGCCAAGCAGCUCGCUGGUACAAAAAGAAUCAUUUUCAAAACCGGAUCCUUCUAGUUUUCCCACAGACAUAGCCAAUUACGCGAACGCAUCCUCGUUAACUGAUGAACGAAAGUACCACGUUCUUUGUAAUGUUUGGAGACCAUCGGCAACGUACACGUUUCCAUUGGACAACGACAAAAGAAAGUUCCGUUUUGAAUGGUUGAACUUAUUCCCAUGGCUAGCGUAUUCACAAAAGGUGGAUGGAGCUUUCUGCAUAAAUUGCGUGUUAUUUGGUUCGGAAUGUAAAGGUGUGCACAAUACAAGUAAACUGAACAGGCUAUUUACAUCCCCCUUAAGAACAUGGAAAGUUGCAUCUACCAAAUUUCGUGAGCAUUCGGAGAAGUCGCCACUACACAAAGCAGCCACAUCGCGUGCAGCAAUAUUGAGAUCGCACAUGGAAAAGAAAUCGGAACCCAUUGAUGUUUUGCUGGAUGAAAUGAAAAGGCAACAAAUAGAAGAGAACAGACAAAUAUUAAGACCCAUCGUUGGAGCAAUUGUUCUUUGUGGAAGGCAAAAUAUUUCAUUACGAGGACACAGAGAUGAUUCUUCAAAUUAUCUGUCAGAUGACGUCAACUGUGGCAAUUUUAUAGAAAUAUUAAAGUAUGGAGCAGUAUGCGCGGGGAAGACACUAGAAGAGUUUUUCAAGAGCACCCCAAAGAACCUGACGUACAAAUCCAAGACCAUCCAGAAUGAAAUUAUUGAUAUUUGCGGCGACCUCAUUACAAAGAAAAUUACAGAUGAGAUCCGCAAAGCAAGGUUUUUUUCCGUUCUCGCUGACGAAGCAGCUGAUUGUGGGAAAUUAGAACAACUUAGCCUCGUUGUUCGUUUUGUGGACGAAACGCAUCGCAUUAGAGAACAGUUUCUUGGUUUCCUUCAAUGCAACAGGGGUUUGUCGGGCGACGCUAUUUCCACUACGAUCAAAGAUUUCCUUCGUGAUCAGAAUUUACCAAUUGAUGACUGUCGUGGUCAGGGUUAUGAUGGAGCAGGAAAUAUGGCGGGGAGGCUAUCUGGAGCAGCAGCUAGGAUUCAAGAAAUUAAUAAGAAAGCCCUUUAUGUCCACUGUAACUCUCACAUUUUAAAUCUUUGCGUUGCUACCAGCUGUAAAGAACAACUUGUAAGAGAUAUGAUGGAUCAUGUUCGUGUCGCCUCAGAAUUUUUCAACUUUUCUCCCAAGCGUUUCGAGCUUUUGGUCAAGACUAUUAAAGAAAUUUGUCCUGCAUCAAGUCAUACGCGUCUGAUCAAUGUCUGCAAAACUAGAUGGGUGGCAAGAAUUGAUGGAUUGUCUGUUUUUAUUGAAAUUUUCCUCGCUGUUGUUAAAUGCUUUGAAACAAUUCGCGACAAUGUAGACAAAUCAUGGAAUGUAGAAUCCACCAGAAAAGCAUGUUAUUUAUUUAUUUUAGUUACCUCUUUUCCGUUUAUCGUAACCCUGGUUGUGGUCUCGAAAUGUCUGGAGGUGACCCGUCCACUCACCGUGCAACUGCAAGAAUCAGCUAUAGAUGCAGGAAUGGCAAGAGAAAAGGUAUCUGGUUUAUAUGUACACCUCGAGAAAGUGAGGAAUGAAGUGGAUAGAAGGCAUGACUCGUUGUACCAAGAAGCAGUCUCUCUUGCAGAUUCAGUUGGAACCGAGCCACACAGACCAAGAAUAGCAGGAAGGCAGCAUCACCGCGCAAACACACCAGCUGACUCACCACCAGAGUACUACAAGCGUGUGGUUACCAUUCCCUUUUUGGAUCAUCUUAAGUCCCAAAUCCAAACUAGAUUCUCCGAGACUAACCUGGAUGUUAUGAACGCUGUUUAUGGUUUACCCAGGAAUGUUUUGACCUGCCCUGACUGGAAAACAAAAUUUUCGAAAUUCCUUGACAUGUACAAAGAUGACCUACCGCAACCUCGCUUUCUCAGUACGGAAUUGGAAAUGUGGAGUGAACGAUGUCAGAUGGAAAAGGGCCCGUUGCCAUCGAAAUUAACUGAUGUUUUGCCUUUUGUAGACAAAAUCAGCUUCCCUAAUAUAUAUACUGCAUUACAAAUAUUUGCUACAAUCCCAGUUACUACAUGUACUUGCGAAAGAUCUAUCUCUGUUUUACGCCGACUUAAGACAUACCUUCGCAGCACCAUGUCAGAAUCUAGGUUGAAGAGUCUAGCAUUACUGAAUGUACAUCGCGAAAUUCACUUGGAUACUGAGGAAAUUAUUGACGAAUUUGCAAUCAAACAACCACGACGAAUGAUGCUAAAACUAUUUUGA